AUGUCGACGGACCAAGCACUGACACACGCCCAGCAGCAGUUUGCAGAGUGUCUCGAGGAUGGCCAGCCACUGGCCGACGCCCUGCGCACAGGAGACCGCGAAGCCAUCGAAGCCAUAGUGUGCAAGCUAACAGGCCAACUGGAAUCACUCAAAAAGCAAUCUCAAAUGACAGAAAGACCGCGCAUUGCGUCCACAGGCCACCUAUCGCGGCUCACCGACGAACAGUUCCAGCACCGCCGGCGGCUAUCAUCCGUACCUGGGGUAUUUCCCACCUCAUCUUUGGCCCGCGAUAGCUCGGAUGAUUUGAAGUUGAAGGACAGGAGGAAGCGCGCAACCAUGGGCCCGGGUCUCUUGGGCACAGAGACGUCAAUGUCGAGUUUGGUCUGUGCGUAUUGCGGUAUGUCUCUGGAUGAGGGCUUGGAUAUGGCCACCAAGGCGACGCUCAAUAGCGAGAUUGGAUACUGCUGCACGAGCUGCGAGAAUAUCUUGAGCCAGGCUGCCGACGGCGACACAAACAGCAGUCUAAAUGUCGCCAUGGGAACGCCCACGGUGGGGAUCGGCGCUACGCGUAGCGCCCCGGGGACGCUACAGGACGAUACGCUGUCACUCAAAGCCGUGGCUAAUGACGAGGAGGCGCAGGGGUACUUUGAGCCUGCUGUGCACCAAUGCGAUACCUGCCAUACGGCGCUCGGCGACGAGUACGUUAAUGUAUUAGGGAAGCGGUUCCACGUGACGCAUUUUGCCUGCGAGGACUGUAGUAUUCCGCUGUAUGCCCUCGGCGGGUACCUGCAAGACCCGCUGGGCAGUGACAAGUUCUACUGCCAACGCGACUACUUGCAGAGAUUCUCACCUUCUUGUCACGCUUGUAGCGUGCAGAUCACUUCUGGCGAGAUGGCGGUGGCUUUGGGCCGCACGUAUCAUUCGGACUGCUUCGUGUGCUCUAUUUGCCAGUCUCCAUUUAUUGGCGACGUGUGUUAUGAGCAUGAUAGCCAGCCCCUGUGCGAGUGGCAUUGGUAUAUUCAGAAUGGCCUGCUUUGCACUGAGUGUGGCGGUAUUAUUAAGAACCAGUGCGUGUUGACUCGUGGGAAAAAGUAUCAUCAAAAUUGCGCUGAGUCGAAAUACGGCGAGCCCGCUAUCACUAUUGAUGAGGCGCGCCGCCAGAUCAAGACCGGUGCAACUUUGAAACCAGCACUUGCGGUGACAUCCUCGUAA
Kickxella alabastrina is the source of this 1212-nucleotide messenger RNA. RefSeq lists its product as uncharacterized. The coding region runs from base 1 to 1212 and encodes 403 amino acids. The transcript has a single exon. NCBI's taxonomy places the organism in Eukaryota, Fungi, Kickxellomycota, Kickxellomycetes, Kickxellales, Kickxellaceae. The record is from RefSeq and is a predicted model, not a curated record. Gene Ontology annotation, biological process: actin cytoskeleton organization; muscle structure development. Gene Ontology annotation, molecular function: muscle alpha-actinin binding; actin binding. Gene Ontology annotation, cellular component: stress fiber; filamentous actin; Z disc.